AUGUCCCAAAAUACAUAGACAAGCCUGUUGCUCACAAACCCAUAUGGGCCACUGAGUGUCCAGGGGAAUGGAAGUGAUAGACUCACCGGCAAAGAUUGGAAGAGGAUGGGACUAGAACCAGAUCCUUUCGGAAGAUUUUCCAUUCAAUGAACGAAGACGCAAGAUCAAGUUCGAAGGGAAAGAGAAGACGCAUGUUGAAAGAAGUCCAAGUUCCUUGAUGGGACUUUAAUGAGCAGCUGGUAAGGGCGCCUUGCGAUUCCAUUUAAAGCAUCCAUGCUGGAUUAUUAGUCUGGACAUGCAAGGUAUCUGUUGAGAGUUUCCAUUGGGAAAGAAAAGACGUCAGUGAGAGAACACUUUGUUUCUGGACUCGAACCCUGGUACUUACUAGACAGCCAUGGACCAAGGCGCAAAGGGUGCCGAGGAAAAAAUGGUCAGCAAGGCCCUGGUGGAAUUCAAUGACACCUUGCAGGCGGCCGUGAGGGAGGUCCACAUGGACGUGAGCGCUUUCAAGCAGCGCAUCGAGCAGCGUAUCGAAGAGAUGAGCGCCUCCAGCGGGCCUCUUGCCGAGGCAGUGGGCCGGCUGCAGGAGGAGAACCUGCAGCUCCAUUCCAAGCUGGAGGCCCUCAGCCGCCUGGUCGAGUCUCUCGCCGGGGUGCAAAUCGACAGGAACUUCCCCACCACCAUGUCGAAGGGGAAGAAUAAAGAACAGGGUGCGGAGAACGGGCUUCUAGAGAUGCAGUCUCGGAACCGGGAAGGCCAGAGAUGCCCGGUGGGUCUGGCUACAUCCGGAUCCCUACCACCAUGGAAAACAAAGGAAAUUAAUGGAAUGGGGGCCCAGGCAGAGAGGCACAUUGCCUCAGUGGAACACCAGAGCAGGAAACAAGUCCAGGAGAAGUUUGACAGUCCGACCGAACAUCAUCCUCCCAUCACUGCAAUGACGAGAGUCAGCUCGGAAGCCCAUUCUGCCCAUUCUGCAGCUCCCAUGGCUAAAGCGGCAACAGAAACCGCCACGAAAUCAUUCAAAAAUAUCAGCGGUGUACCUGGAUCCAAGGACCUUGCAUCCCAGGAUCAAUCGGCUUCUUUGGCACAUCUUCCCCUCACAGAUGUGAGCAGAAGCAACCCUGACGCUGCACCUAAAUCUGUUCAGACUCAAUUUUUGCCAGAAUCCCACAGCGUAAAACCAGGAGAGUAUCCAUUUCGACGCGAUGUCACCGAUGCCAAGCCGCAAUCGGGUCCCUCGACCUCGGACAAAACCGCCGCCAUGUCAACACCAAUUGCUUCACCGGCAUCCCACCCAAUUGCUAAACCGGAAUACCCCUUUAAGCGAGCUCCAGUUCUCAAGACGCCAAGUCCGAUUCUAAAAAGAAGUGUCAGCUUUCCUCAACCGGCAGAAAAGUUACUUCCCUCCAAAUCAGUCAUAAAACCAGGUUUCUCAUCUGGUUUUGAAAAGAAAGCCAACUCCCCUCCUGUGGAGUGCAAGCAAGAGCCGACCAAGUCCAACACUCUUCCUCGUGCUGGCGGAGCUCAGGCCAAACGUGCCCUCUUUGAGAGGAUGAACUCCGACCCCGUCAAGCCGAAGGAUUCCAAGCCCAAGCUGAAGCGCUCCCAGAGCUUUGGCGUUACCAGCGCCAGUGGUAUCAAAAAUAUCCUGUUGGAGUGGUGCCGCUCGAAAACCAUCGGCUACCAGAACAUUGACAUCCAGAACUUCUCCUCGAGUUGGAGUGACGGCAUGGCCUUUUGCGCUCUGGUCCAUUCCUUCUUCCCGCUGGAGUUCGACUACAACACACUGAAGCCCGCUAACCGAAAGCAAAACCUGCAGCUGGCAUUCUCAACGGCAGAAACCCAGGCCGACUGUCUCCGUUUGAUCGAGGUGGAUGACAUGCUGGAAAUGGGCGACAAACCGGACCCCAUGUGCGUGUUCACCUAUGUCCAGUCCCUCUAGCUAAAGCCCGCCAACCGAAAGCAAAACCUCCAGCUGGCAUUCUCAACGGCCGAAACCCAGGCCGACUGUCUCCGUUUGAUCGAGGUGGAUGACAUGCUGGAAAUGGGCGACAAACCGGACCCCAUGUGCGUGUUCACCUAUGUCCAGUCCCUCUACAACCACCUGAAGACAUUCGAGUAGCUAACCGUCACUCUGCAUCAGAGAAGAGUGCAAAGAUGCACAUUUUUGUUGUCAUAUUACCAGACUUUGAAGAAGAAUUGUGACGCGAGUGUUCGUGCUUCGUGUGUCUCUUAUGCUGUUGCGGUGUUUACAAAAGCGACUUCGGAGCUAAACCCCACGAUUUAACAAUACUGCUGAUGUGGAUGUGCAAAAACUACGUGGGCAUGCUCCAGAAUAGCCUUUUGCAAUGUGUCAGAAUAAAGCCAUUUUCUAAUGUUUUCCAUUCUAAUAAAUGUUUUCACCCAUCUAUCCAUUUUCUAUCGCGCUUAGCGUUUCAGUUGUGGAAGCGCUGGAGCCUAUCCUUAAAAGAUUCAAACCCAGAACUUCAUCACUGUGAGGCAAACGUUGUUCCCUUGGAAGGGAAUAUAUUGUACAGGAAAUAUGCGGCCGAUGACAGCGUGCAUAUCGUCACCUACUGGCCAAAUUAAAACAUUGCAAUUUA
Messenger RNA from Hippocampus comes (tiger tail seahorse), 2603 nucleotides. RefSeq names its product smoothelin-like protein 2. The coding region runs from base 395 to 1942 and encodes 515 amino acids. The transcript is spliced from 13 exons. Gene Ontology annotation, molecular function: protein binding. The record is from RefSeq and is a predicted model, not a curated record. Lineage: Eukaryota; Metazoa; Chordata; Actinopteri; Syngnathiformes; Syngnathidae.